Messenger RNA from Fusarium subglutinans, 477 nucleotides. RefSeq lists its product as uncharacterized. NCBI's taxonomy places the organism in Eukaryota, Fungi, Ascomycota, Sordariomycetes, Hypocreales, Nectriaceae. The transcript has 2 exons. Bases 1 to 477 code for a protein of 158 amino acids. The record is from RefSeq and is a predicted model, not a curated record.
AUGAUCAAACUGUCCAAUUUACGUGGCUUGAUAAGCAAAUUGAGUCUUCGAAACCACCAAAUUCCUCUGGACGCCUACAGUUCUGAGAGAAUUCCUUCAAACAGCACAAUGUCGAAUAUUGAAGGAGAACUUCAGCUAGACAAAUCGAUACCCUGGGGCAGCAUUAUCUUCAGCAUCCUUUUCUGUCUCUUUUUCCUGCUGACUAUCCUUCGCUGGACCGAUCUCCAGCUCAGCAUUUUCUGUGGUUUCAUCAACAGCGGCCGAUGGCGAGCAUACUUUGGAAUGGAAGUACCUAGACGAAAUGGCCAGAGCAGCCUCAAAAAGGUCGGACUUGGGGAUAGCGCUCUGAUGGUCAAGGGGGUGGUGAAAAAAGUUCGGUUUUACGACGAUACGACUGUUGUUGAAGACAUUAAGCGGGUGGAAGCAAAGAGCAAUGGAGUCGACUAUGCUGAUCAUGGUGAAGCAAAGCGAGAAUGA